This is a messenger RNA of Biomphalaria glabrata, 1330 nucleotides long. RefSeq names its product cathepsin L-like. Lineage: Eukaryota; Metazoa; Mollusca; Gastropoda; Planorbidae. The record is from RefSeq and is a predicted model, not a curated record. Gene Ontology annotation, cellular component: lysosome. The transcript is spliced from 9 exons. Bases 43 to 1203 code for a protein of 386 amino acids. Gene Ontology annotation, molecular function: cysteine-type endopeptidase activity.
UUCACCGUGGUGAGUCGUGACGUCAGUGAAGGGAAACAUACAAUGAGACUCGACAGUAUGCUCGUAUUUAUGAGCGUGGUGGUUAGUCAUAUAAUAUUCUCUCAAUCUAUGAUAGAGUACCCUGAAGAAGACAACCAACACGCUAAAGACUUGUUCUCUAAUUGGAGAAAACGUCACUCUAAAACAUACAAAAAUGGAUCAGUUGAGCAUAUCAAGUAUCAAACAUUUCUGGAGAACUUGAAGAUCGCCAAUCAACUCAACAGACUUGCUUCUAAAUACGACUCAGAAAUGCCGCCAACUUUCGGAUUAUCUCCCUAUGUGGAUCUCACCCCAAAAGAAUUCAAACAGCGCUUCUUAAACAGAUUCAUCCAAUCAAAUAUCAGCAGUAGGCGGACUUCUAAUCGGACUAAGUCUAGAAAACAGCGUGACACAAAUAGUGGAUCUGUUACUGGCUGCUUUGAUUGGUCAGAGGUCUAUGGCGUUGUUACGUCGGUGAAGGACCAAGGCUCUACUGGUGCAUGCUGGGCAAUCGCAGGAUGUGGAAACAUUGAGGGUCUUUGGGCUAUAAAAACCGGAAGUUCAAGCCCCGAUCUAUCUAGUCAAGCUGUUCUGGACUGUAACGGCAUAUUCCAAAACCAAGCCUUAGCAUGCGGUCCGACAGGAGGAAACCCAAUGGCUUUUUAUGAGUUUCUCGUGAAUGAAGGCGGAAUGUUGCAAGAGAGUGACUACCCCUUUUGUGUAGGUAAUGGAUCUUGUUCACCAUGUGCACCUCCAGGCUACAGCACUCUUCACUGCGGACCCUGGUUCACACCAAGCUGCAACGUGUCAGAGAGCUGCUCAGCCAAAUACAAUCGGUCCAAGUUUAUUCCAGGACUUAAAGUUGUGGAUUACGCCAUACUGAGUCAGAACGAGAAUAGUUUGGCUGCAGAUCUAAAAAACAUAGGGCCUCUGGUGGCGGCGCUACACGGCAGGGACCUUCAGCUUUAUACUGGAGGUGUGCUUCGAGCCCUGACUUGCAAUAAGUACAACUUAGACCAUGUAGUUCUCCUCACUGGGUACAAUAUCACCGAGAAUGGUGCCAGUUACUGGAUCGCCAAAAACUCCUGGGGGGCGAUGUGGGGAGAGAAAGGUUUCUUCAGGAUUUCAUUCGGCUCUGAGGCUUGUGGCAUCAAUAAGCUUUGUGCCACUGGAUUCCUGGCCUAGUGGAGCAAUGACCUUAGGUCGCUGAGAGUGUAACUAGCUCAAAUCGUCUCGAACUAUGAAAUUAUAGAACUCACGUCACGAUGUCUGGGUGAAUGCUAUAUGAAUUCAAUAAAGGAUUAAACAUUGA